Messenger RNA from Drosophila navojoa, 787 nucleotides. Its product is annotated as nuclear transcription factor Y subunit gamma-like. The record is from RefSeq and is a predicted model, not a curated record. NCBI's taxonomy places the organism in Eukaryota, Metazoa, Arthropoda, Insecta, Diptera, Drosophilidae.
CGCAGUUCGCUGGGAUCAGCGGCGGGCCGGCAGGCCGCCUUUAAUGUGCGCAUAUGACGCUUUUAUGGACAGCCGGCACACACUCAGAGCUCUAUGGCCAAACUAUCUGUGGCUCAAAUCAAUCUUAUCACAGGCACUAGGCACAAACGAAACAGAACAACGGCAACAACAACAACAUGCCAAACGUUUUCGAUUUCGGAUUUUCAAUCAAGUCAAAAACGAAAAAGACAAAACACGCACACAAAAAGGAGAAUGAAUGCCCACAAAGCCGUCACAAAGAGCCGCAGAGACGUGGAGCUUCGUGCCGCCAUAUCUACAUACAACAGCAACAACAACAACAACAACAGCAGCAGCAACAGCAAACUACAAAGGCACAUAAUCCGAAAAGCCGCUGGGACAGACGAAUUCGACAAAAGGCUAAACGGCUAAACGCUAACGGGGCAGGUCGUAUGAUUUCUCACAAAGUGUAUCCAUCAGAUACAUUGGCGUGUCCGCAUGUGGAGGGCCAUAGCUACAGAUACAGCUACAGGUACACCAACACCAACAACAACAACAACUGCAAGAUGCAAGCAGGAGAUCAACCCGUUCGUCUCGAACAAAUAUAGUCGUGCAUGUGUCCAAGCUGUUGGCAGCUAUUUAGAUGGAUUAACAUAAAUCGAAGUGCCUGAAAAUCAAUGUGAGAACAUAAGUUGGGAUUUAUUUCGACUGCGUAGGAGUUGUCGCUGCAUCAAGGGCUUGCACCCUGUACGGCUCUUCUCUUGACUUAUGAUAUGCUAUGUUUCUGUCU